GUAAAGCAGUUGAAGGGAGAAGCCAGGGGGGAGCGGCAGGGCAAGAUCGAGAAGGGAGUCCAGCAAGCGAGGCAGCGCUCGGGCCAGGGAGUCGCGGGGGUGGACCCGCGGGUCCCAGAGGAGCGCCUGGAGGUCAACUUCGUCGCGCAGGAGGACAAGCUGCAGCGGUGCACCCAGGGCCCGCUCGCAGACUGGCCAGAGGUGGCCCUCGCGCGCGCCUGGGUGGUCUGGGAGGUGGUGGAUGCCCUCGACGACCGGGAGUUUCGGGGGGCGCCGCCUAGCGGGGUGGGCGCCGUGCAGCAGUGGGAUUCGGACGAGUCGGGCAUCCACUGCAUCUGCUCGCCACCUGAG
This is a messenger RNA of Prorocentrum cordatum, 351 nucleotides long. The record is from the annotation of a GenBank genome assembly. Lineage: Eukaryota; Dinophyceae; Prorocentrales; Prorocentraceae.